Molecule: messenger RNA, 1023 nt
Organism: Symbiodinium pilosum
Lineage: Eukaryota; Dinophyceae; Suessiales; Symbiodiniaceae
Source: the annotation of a GenBank genome assembly
AUGGCAAAUCACGUAGCCAGCAAGGGCAUCUUUGUCAAUUUGUGGGCAAGAGAAGAGGAGGUUGUUCAAAUCAUCAACAGCAAGCAUGAGAACACCACCUUCCUAGCGGGGAUUCCGCUCAGCGAGAAGAUCGUGGCAACUGCAAGCGUUGCAGAGGCCGUCUCAGAGGCUGAGCUGCUUUUCCUCAUUAUCCCCACGCCUUUCAUCGCGAAGUGGCUGGAGGAAAAUCAGACCAUGCUGCCGUGGCAGGUCCCUCUGGUGUGCUUCAGCAAGGGUAUAGAGCAGCAGAGCCUUCGCACCCCAUACGAGAUCUUGGUUGACGAGUUGCCAGGAAAAUACCAUGCUAAGCUGGCGGUGGUGAGCGGCCCGUCUUUUGCAAAAGAAAUAGGGGUCGGCUUGCCGACGAGUGUGACAUGUGCUGCACAAGAUAUCGAAGUUGCCAAGCAGAUCCAGCUUGCACUUGCAACUCGAAACUUUCGUGUGUAUACAGCUUCCGAUGUGAUCGGCGCGGAAUUGUGCGGAGCACUCAAGAAUGUCCUGGCGAUUGCUUGCGGCGCCAGCGACGGUUUCGGCUUCGGAGCCAAUGCGAGGGCAGCCUUAAUCACUAGAGGCUUGGCUGAAAUGACUCGACUUGUGGUCAAAAAGGGCGGCAAAGCCUCCACGAUUACUGGUCUGGCAGGAGUCGGUGACUUGGUACUCACCUGUAGUAGCAGCCUCUCGCGAAAUUACUCCGUUGGGCAAGCCAUGGCUAUGGCAGCAAGGAGUCAGCCACAACAAAAAUCCAAAGAAGACUCUUCCAACAAUUUCAACCGAGAUCUCGCUGUCGCGGAGGGAGUGAAGACCAGCCUUGCAGUACACCUCUUGGCAGAAAGACUGGGCGUGGAAAUGCCCAUAUGUGAGUCUGUUUAUGAAGUCAUCCACAAGGGAAUUGACAUCAAGACGGCGUUGCGCAAGUUGCAAGACCGUCCGCUCAGAGCUGAGCACGAUGAGUACCAGGGUACGUGGGUUUGGAGUGCUCUUUGA